This is a messenger RNA of Haliotis rubra (blacklip abalone), 2595 nucleotides long. RefSeq names its product coiled-coil domain-containing protein 8-like. The transcript has 6 exons. Bases 654 to 1883 code for a protein of 409 amino acids. The record is from RefSeq and is a predicted model, not a curated record. Lineage: Eukaryota; Metazoa; Mollusca; Gastropoda; Lepetellida; Haliotidae.
CGAAAGUAGCUAAAUGCCUACGUGGCUCCUAUUGCGAAAUGGAAUGACCGGUGUCUUCAAGGACAACUAAAUGUAAAUUGUAAAGGUGAAGCACUACAGAGGUAAAGUGUACAACACUUUUGGGAGGUAGGAGGAAGAGAAAUCUGGAUAAGACUCCAUCUAUAGUGAAAAUCCCUCAACAAAACAAUGACAUGUACCAAGAGUGGUCUUUCGUUCAGCCUGUCUGAGACUUGCAAUCUCCACAUUCAAGUGACUGUCUGUUAUUAUAAGACAUUAGUUCCAUUUCGAUGGAUCCAGUAAACCCUGAGCAGCAAGGUGGUUGUGACUCUCAGCUUCCAACAAACCAAGAACAUUCAGAAGAUCAUACAUGUCAAGGAACUCAUAAGAGAAACCAUAUCACCAAACUUCUCGGACACUGACUCUAAGCAUCAACCAGACUCUGACCUACUUCUUAAUGACAGUGAGGAUGCAACAAUAUAAGCUGAUCCGCAAACUACGAGAGCGUGUAAAAAUUCUAAUCCCUCCAAUGCCACUCACCCUAAUUCCCCCAUAGGCACGUUUCCUCCCUCCUUCACAUACAUAGUACAGUCCUAAAACCCAAGGAAAACACCUUCCAUCAGGCCAAAUGGACACAAGGUCUCAACAUCAGGCAGAUGCUAAUUCUCAACUCACUACAAACAUUGAUUCUAAACCCCAAGCAGACUCUAGUGCUCAUCCCCAAACAGACACUGACAUUCAACCCCAGACAGACACUGGCACUCAACCCCAGACAGACACUGGCACACAAACUCAGACAGACACUGACAAACAAUUCCAGACAGACACUGGCACUCAUCCUCAGACAGACUCUGGUGCUCAACCCCAGACAGACAUUGACACUCAACCUCAGACAGACAUUGGCACUCAACCACAGACAGACACUGGCACUCAACCCAAGACAGUCACUGGUGCUCAACCUCAGACAGACACUGGUGCUCAACCCCAGACAGACACUAACGCUCAACCUCAGACAGACAUUGGCACUCAACCCCAGACAGACACUGAUGCUCAACCCCAGACACACACUGGCACUCAACCCAAGACAGACACUGACGCUCAACCCCAGACAGACACUGAUGCCCAACCCCAGACAGACACUGACACUCAACCCCAGAAAGACACUGACGCUCAACCCCAGACAGACACUGACACUCAACCCCAGACAGACACUGACUCUCAACCUCAGACAGACACUGAUGCUCAACCCCAGACAGACACUGACUCUCAACCCCAGACGGACAAUGACUCUCAACCUCAGACAGACACUGACACUCAACCCCAGACAGACACUGGCACUCAAUCCCAGACCGACACUGACACUCAACUCCAGACAGAUACUGUCACUCAACCCCAGACUAACACUAGCACUCAACCCCAGACAGACACUCACACUCAACCCCAGACAGACACUGGCACUCAACCCAAGACAGACACUGGCACUCAAUCCCAGACCGACACUGACACUCAACUCCAGACAGAUACUGUCACUCAACCCCAGACUAACACUAGCACUCAACCCCAGACAGACGCUCACACUCAACCCCAGACAGACACUGGCACUCAACCCAAGACAGACACUGUGCACUCAACCCCAGACAGACACUGGUGCUCAACCUCAGACAGACACUGACAUGCUCAACCCCAGACAGACACUGACACUCAACCCCAGACAGACACUGACACUCAACCCCAGACAGACACUGGUGCUCAACCCCAGACAGACACUGGUGCUCAACCUCAGACAGACACUGGUGCUCAACCUCAGACAGUCACUGGUGCUCAACCUCAGACAGACAUUGGCACUCAACCACAGACAGACACUGGCACUCAACCACAGACAGUAACUGACAUUCAACCACAGACAGACACUGACGCUCAACCCCAGACAGUCAUUGGUGCUCAACCUCAGACAGACACUGGUGCUCAACCUCAGACAGACAUUGGCACUCAACCCCAGACAGACACUGACACUCAACCCCAGACAGACACUGGCACUCAGUCCCAGACCGACACUGACACUCAACCUCAGACAGACAUUGGCACUCAAUCACAGACAGUAGCUGACACUCAACCCCAGACAGACACUGAUGCUCAACCCCAGACAGACACUGACACUCAACCCCAGACACACACUGGCACUCAACCCAAGACAGACACUGACGCUCAACCCCAGACAGACACUGAUGCUCAACCCCAGACAGACACUGACGCUCAACCUCAAACAAACAUUGGCACUCAAUCACAGACAGUAACUGGCGCUCAACCCCAGACAGACACUGAUGCUCAACCCCAGACAGACACUGACGCUCAACCCCAGACAGACACUGAUGCUCAACCCCAGACAGACACUGAUGCUCAACCCCAGACAGACACUGACGCUCAACCUCAAACAAACAUUGGCACUCAAUCACAGACAGUAACUGGCGCUCAACCCCAGAUAGACACUGAUGCUCAACCCCAGACAGACACUGACUCUCAACCCCAAACAGACACUGACGCUCAACCCCAGACAGGCACUGAUGCUCAACCCCAGACAGACACUGACGCUCAACCCCA